This is a messenger RNA of Lodderomyces beijingensis, 519 nucleotides long. Lineage: Eukaryota; Fungi; Ascomycota; Pichiomycetes; Serinales; Debaryomycetaceae. The record is from the annotation of a GenBank genome assembly.
AUGGGGUACCACGCAGACUACUCCUCAACCGAGAACCUCACCAAGAAAGAAACCCUCCAGCACGUGCUCGACUCCUACACCGCGCUCGAGACCUCGAACUGGGUAACCAACCUCUCCAACUGCUCCUCGCUCCUCUGGCACGCCUACCACUCGCUCAACGUCCGCGUCAACUGGACGGGCUUCUACCUCGCUUCCGGUACCAACACCCACAGCCAAAGCAGGGAGUUGGAGUUGGGGCCCUUCCAAGGUAAAGUCGCGUGCCAGUCGAUCAAGUGGGGCCAAGGUGUAUGUGGCGUAGCGGCGCUGUUGAAGGCGACGCAAUUGGUGGCGAACGUGCAUGAGUUUCCGGGCCAUAUCGCGUGCGAUGGGGAGACGCAGAGCGAGGUUGUCGUGCCGAUUGUCAAGGGGGAUGAUGUUGUGGGUGUGAUUGAUUUGGAUUGUUUGCUGUUGCUGGGGUUCGAUGAGGUUGACGUGGAGUAUUUGGAGAAGUUGGCUGAGUUGAUUAGCCGUUGUCUCUAG